Podospora bellae-mahoneyi is the source of this 291-nucleotide messenger RNA. RefSeq lists its product as uncharacterized. The annotation marks the transcript as partial. The record is from RefSeq and is a predicted model, not a curated record. The transcript has 2 exons. Lineage: Eukaryota; Fungi; Ascomycota; Sordariomycetes; Sordariales; Podosporaceae.
CCUUGGGAGCUCUCGGCUGAGACGAGUACCUACCUAGUAGACGAGCGGCUGGAAGAAGUUGGAUAUCACGAUAUUCUGUGUAGGUAUACCACAAAAUAUUACGAAAAUGUCCCGUGGGCUCCUGCGAUGCUACCUAGCACCAACAAGAAGUACGACCCUCACCUCAUGCACUUCAUCAAUUCCGUCAGGUCCCUUUUGCGCCGGGUUAUCUCCGCGUCGGCAAUGACGGCAAGCUCCAAGCUGCUGUUGCUCGACAUGGAUGUUCAGGUGCUUUUGUUGGUGGGCCAGUGA